Fonsecaea erecta is the source of this 2877-nucleotide messenger RNA. RefSeq lists its product as hypothetical. Bases 1 to 2877 code for a protein of 958 amino acids. Lineage: Eukaryota; Fungi; Ascomycota; Eurotiomycetes; Chaetothyriales; Herpotrichiellaceae. The transcript is spliced from 6 exons. The record is from RefSeq and is a predicted model, not a curated record.
AUGGCUGCUGCAACACCCGCCCCUUCGGCUGCGUCUAGGAUUUUCGAAGAUGAGUUGAGGAAGUUCAAAAAUCGUCUUGACGGGAAGCAAUUACGCGGCUUCGAGUGUACAUCUCUCAAGAACGUUGAGGAUGCAUUAGAAGAUAUACAGAAGCGUCAAGAAGCACAGCGGGAACUACGCAACUUGACUCGAAUUCGGCGAUUCCUGGAGGCAAUAGAGCAAUUUGGCAGAGUGAUUGAAGUCUUCACCAAUUCUAGUCAAUACGUUGGCUACCUCUGGGGCCCGCUGAAAUUCCUCCUCCAGGUGUCAAGUACCUGGGCAGAUACCCUCGAUCAGAUAUUGGAUGCCUACGAGCAAAUUGGAGAAGCAUUGCCCCUGCUCGCGCAGUACGAGCCUGUUUUCAUACAAUACCCGGAGACGCAAAGAGUACUCGCCUUGAUGUAUAAGGACAUUCUCGAGUUUCACCUGCCCGCAAUCCGCUUUCUUAGCCGUCCAGCCUGGCGACAGCUUUUUCGAUCAUCAUGGAGUGACUUCAAGGCAAAGUUUGAUGGAAUUCUUCGAAACCUCGCUCGGCAUAGACGUUUGGUUGAAUCGCAAUUCAUCCUGCUACAAGCCCGUCAGCAUGAAGCACAUCACACGGAGGUACUCAAAGAAAUCCAGGCGCUGGAGUUGGAGAUGCAGUUUACACGCGGGUUACUGGAGGGCGAACAAGAAGCUCGUAGAAAAAGGCAGCGGUCCGCGAUAUGUGAGUGGAUCGCAGGAAAUAGUACUUACGACUCCCACGAAAGGGCUCAGAGAGAUCGCAGGGACUAUGCUCAGACGGGACUCUGGAUUAUACAGAAUGAAAAAGUGUCCUCCUGGCUCUCGGACGAUCUCCCCCGGUCUUCAAUGCUAUGGGUGCACGGCAUUCCAGGAGCAGGGAAAACAGUAUUGGCAUCGAUCAUUAUUGAAGCUUGCCAAAAACAACCGAACAGCCAGACAGCAUACUUCUAUUGCAGACAUGACGACGAUACCACCAUCACAUGUGUCUCAAUCCUCAAAGGUCUUCUCGCCCAGCAAAUCGGUUGGUAUCCGGAUCUCGUGCCUUAUUUUGAUGAAAAGCGGGCACACAGCGGUGAACCCGUCCUGACGUACGAAAAAACCGCAAAGAGUCUGUUCGAGACCAUUUCCAAAGAACAACAGCGCCAAUAUAUAAUCCUCGACGGUUUGGACGAAUGCCGACCAGAGGAGCGGAGGUCGAUAUUGCCGUUUCUCACCUCCCUGGUCAACCGAAUUGACCUUAUAGAGACGUCAAGGCUUCGUGUCCUCAUCGUCAGUCAGGAAGAGCCUGAUAUCAGAAGAUUUGUAUCGUCUGCGGAAGAGUUUCCGAUCAAACGCGACGAUAACAGCCAAGACAUUCGCACCUUUGUGAAAGCAUGGACAGCCAGGAUUCAGCAGAAGUUUGAACUUGAUGAUGAUACGUCAACUCGACUAGAGGAUCACACAUGCCGGAAUGCAGCAGGUCAAUUUUUGUUCGCCAAACUGGUUAUGGAACACCUUCAUAAACAACCCAACCUUCAUCUUCUCCAGCGUGAAGUUGAUACUGAACGCUUUCCGAAGAAGUUGGCGGAAGCGUAUGAUCGUAUCAUUGAACGCAUCAAGCUACGACUCGGCGAUCACGAAUGGGACAUUGUGCAACAGUUUCUGGGGUGGAUGACAUGUGCCGCUCGACCACUCAAGUGGCACGAGAUUCAGGGUGCAAUGGCAAUUUGUCGAGAGGAGCAGGAAGUCGAUUUCCACAGAUAUCAGAUCCGAGCAACAGCCCACGACCUGUGCGGCCCGUUGGUAACAGCCUAUGGGGACCGUAUAAAUCUCGUUCAUGGUACAGCUAAGAGAUAUAUCGCGGAGUCAGAGCACGUGGAUCUUUUGACCGUGGAAUGCCGGCUUGCAAGCUUGUGCCUGGAAUAUCUCGCUUUCCCUUGCUUUGACCAAGACAUUGACAAAGAGGAGGAGGUGCUCAAGGGAUCCUACGCAUUUGCAGACUAUGCGGUUGCCAAAUGGAUGAGCCACUUCGACCAUAUGCUUGAUAAACUAGGCAGUCGAGUUGACCAUCGCGAAUCUGACGCAUACGAGACUGUGGUGCAGGAGCUCUGCGAAGCCGUGGAGAACAUGGUACGGGAAUGUUCGGACAACCUUCAGAUCAGCCAGGCCGUGGCUGAAGCGCCACAGCUGGAAGUCGAGCUGGCGCCCGAGAUCCGCCGCCGACUCACGGUAUUUGACGGCGCCGAAGUUGGAUUUCAAUCCCUGUGGGCACACAUCGUGCUGCACCGGUCAAAGGAUAUUGUCAAGCGCAACGAAAUCAGUUUGGACAGGCUUAAAACAGCGAUGGAGGGCAUUCGAAACAUCCUGGAACGGCUCUUCAAGGACAGAGCCUUGCCGGCGGAAGAUCACCAGAGGCUGAAGUCACGUUACGGUUCCAAAGUUUUCCGAUGCUCGAAAGUCACUUGCUUCUACUUCCACGAAGGCUUCACCGACGGGCACACGAGAGACAUGCAUGUGAUCCGACACGACCGGCCAUUCCAAUGCGUCGCGGCCGAUUGCGAUAUUGGCGACAUGGGGUUUGGAUCGAAAAAAGAACUCGACAGCCACAUGCGCAACUUUCAUGCAGACGUCGAGAUGAAGGCUGAGAUCUUCACUGAAAUCAAGCCGGCGACCCCCAGCCACGCAAAGUAUGGCUGCGGCCAGUGUGGCAAGAGUUUUGUGCGCAGGUCUAUAUUGCGAGACCAUGAAUUAGCGCACAAUGGUCAGAAGCCGUACGAGUGUGCUCGUUGUGGGAAGUCGUUCACGAGGAAAAACGAUUGCACGAGACAUGAGAAGAUUCACGAAAACCGACGCUGA